Messenger RNA from Rhododendron vialii, 833 nucleotides. Its product is annotated as elicitor-responsive protein 1-like. Lineage: Eukaryota; Viridiplantae; Streptophyta; Magnoliopsida; Ericales; Ericaceae. The coding region runs from base 38 to 631 and encodes 197 amino acids. The record is from RefSeq and is a predicted model, not a curated record. The transcript is spliced from 4 exons.
AAACAAGGCAACUUGCUACAGUUAUGAAAGUAUUCCCAUGGAUCUACCACCACUCACAAUAAACUUUUCUUCAAAUUAUAUAAUAAGUACAUACAUUCGAGUCUUCUCCUCCUUAACCCGAGAGAGAGAGAGAGAGAGAGAGAGAGAGAGAGAGAGAGAGAUGGCAAAAGGAAAGCUAGAGGUUUUGCUGGUUGAUGCUCAAGGCAUAAAAGACAGGGAAAGUCAAUUUCUGGGUUGUUUAUUUUGUCUUAAUCCAAGCAAUACAAUUAAGAUGUGUCCGUACGUUGUGAUUCAUUAUGGAGACCAAGAAUCUACCAGUCGUGUGGCGGAUCAUAAGAAAGGAGAGGAAAAGAAAUUGGAAUGGAAUGAAACAAUCACCUUCGAUGUUGAGUAUGAUCCGGACGCUGAAGAUCAACCAUAUAAGCUUGUUCUUCAGAUCUUCGACAAGCACAAGAUCUCCGAAGAUAACCUGGUUGGCGAAUCAACGAUCUACGUAAAAGACGUUCUAUCGUUAGGUGCGGAGAAGGGAAAGGAAGAACUUCGAGCUCAAAAAUAUAGGGUUGUUCUCCCGGAUAACACCUACUCCGGCGAGAUUUCCGUUGCUGUUACUUUCACUCUCAAUGUCAUGUAGAUAUGUCUAUUAUAUGGAAUACUACAAUGGAAUUAAACAAUCACGUACGUACAAGGUUUGGUUAGGGUUCAUUUCUUUAGUGUUCAUGUUUUGGGGUAUGUGUUUAAAGGUAAAAGUUACAUGUAUGAUAUUAGAGCCUUUUUGGAAUUGUCACCGACACCGUACCAAACGUAAAUUAAUGAAGUGAGAGGUCUUAUGUUCA